Penicillium alfredii is the source of this 879-nucleotide messenger RNA. RefSeq names its product DUF3431 domain-containing protein. The record is from RefSeq and is a predicted model, not a curated record. Lineage: Eukaryota; Fungi; Ascomycota; Eurotiomycetes; Eurotiales; Aspergillaceae. The transcript has 2 exons. The coding region runs from base 1 to 879 and encodes 292 amino acids.
AUGAGGUUGAUUGCCCGGAUCGGGGUGGCGGCCGCACUUAUCGUCACCGUCAUUUUUCUCAGCUUGAGCCGAAUCCAUGAAAACAUCAGGCCCCCCCAGCAUCUCUGGCAUUUCGACACCACCCCCCUUCGCGGUCACGAGCCCGAACCGCACCCUCCGCCGCGCCCGAAGCGCAAAUGGUGGGCUGGCGCCGAGGAGAAGCAAAAGGUUGAAUACCAGGUUGUCGAAGUCGAUGUGCCCAGUCAUGGCGCCAUUGUCAUGGGCAAGUUUAGGGACCAGGACACGUCAUGGUUAUCGCAGAUAGCCGAAUGGCGCAGUUUUAUCUACCUGGUCGAUGACCCCUCCGCGUUCUUCCACACCCCGACCAACAAAGGCCGCGAGGCCCUCCCCUACCUCCAGUUCAUCAUUGAGCACUACGACAAGAUCCCUGACAUGUCCAUCUUCCUCCACCACCACAACGAGGGCCCGGAAUCCUGGCACAUCGACAACUAUUGGCACAGCAACGUAGAUGCGGUGCGCGCUCUACAGAAGGACACCGUUGAGCGCGAAGGCUUCGUCAGUCUCCGCUGCCAACUCUCCCCGGGCUGCCCCGUCGCGAUCCAGCCCGGGCGCCGCGCGAACGCGGAGGCCGAAUCGGCCGAGAAGUACUACUCCAGGGCCUGGAGAGCUCUCUUCGAUAACGACGAUGUGCCCGCUCAAAUCGCCGCCCCCUGCUGCUCGCAAUUUGCCGUUUCGCGGGACCAGAUCCUGCAGCGGCCUCUUUCGGACUAUAAGCGCAUGUAUAAUUGGGUGCUGAACACGAAGUUGUCGGAUGAGAUUGUUUCUAAGAUUAUGGAGUACUCUUGGCAUAUCAUUUUCGGGAAGGAGCCGGUGUUGUGA